AUGAACGGCGACGCAAGCCUGGUCGGCUGUCUGGUCGACAGGCUCGCUACUAGACUCCCCCAUCGAGCUGGCACCAGCGGCCAGAGCCUGCAACAAGACGACAUCGUUCACGUUACGAGAGCCACCUUGGUCGAGCUCGGAAACACAUCCAUAUCCAUCGUCAUCGAAGCUCUCCUAGCCCUCCUCGAAGACCUUGCGCGCCCAUACAGUGGUGUCGCUGAGCACCCUAGCCAUGUCCUGGCCUCCGAGCUCUACAUUGUCGCCGUGAUCGCGGAUUGCUGCUCCGCGCAUUGGGCCUCACUGGUCCAAGAUACCGAUUCCAACGCGAGCCCGACUCCGCCCCCUCUGGACAAGGUCAUCGUGAGCCGCCUGCUGGACGCGUUCAAGCAUCUACUCGAACCCAUCCCCGAGAACUAUGUCCUCCCCGCCCAGACCCUUUUGGACCGAGUUUCGAUACAAAAUGUCGCGAUUCCUCGGCCCGAAAGCUCUUCUAUCCUGUCAGAUGUCGAAAGUAUUGCUCCCCCAAGUGACGAGAAGUUCGGGGCCCAUCUGGCCGAGAUGGAUACCCACGUCAAGACAGUAACCGAAUACGUCACGGCCUCCAGCUGGACUGCUGCCUUUGAAUACUUCAGAAGUGUUAUUUACACCAUUCGAACUACUGCCGUUUCUCAGCCGGGCACCACUACCGCAGGAUCCUUCCAGGAUGCCGAGAGGGCAGCUCUUGUAGUUCUGCGACUGCUCUCUUUCUUCUGGGUUGAUGGCAGUAAGCUUGGUCUAAUCAUACAGGAACUCUGUUCUAGUUUCCUCCAUUUCCGAAAGCCGUACCAAAAUACCAUCGCAGUAGUCACUCCUCUCCUGGUUAUGAGAUGGCUGGACCGAUUCCCGCGCGAGUUCGUUCAGCUGCACCAGCUUCAUAAGCGUCUCGAUGGCGGCGCCGACACUCUUUUCGACAUGGCGCAAGCCGCGACUGAGAAUGGUAGACGCAAAGGCUUCUUUUACCCGUUGCAGACAUCGCUGCUGUUCCUCUUGCCGGACGUCUUUGAAGUUGCGAGCAAUCUGCGGGAAGCAAAGAGCAGCAGCAUGGUGAAGAAGGUGUCAUUCCUCGACGGACUACGGAAAGCUUUGAGAAAUCGCAAUGAGCAGGCGGGUUACUGUCUCGUGUCCUUGCUCCGCGCUGCUCGGCACUUUGACGUUGAGACCGACUCGGCCCUCGUGAGCUAUGCUCUGGAUGUUCAGGAUGAAGUUCGAGACGCUGUAUUUCGCCGCCUCACGUCGCCUGUUGACUCUGCGCUCUUUGAACAAGACAUGAUGACUGCGGCCUUUGUGAGCCUGACUCACCUUAAUCUUGAUACUAGUGUUAGUGGUUUUGUCGAAUCCUGUAUCGCACCCAAUGCGCCCAACAGCUUCAAGCUGGCAGCGGUCCAAGGCUGCUCGUAUUUUGCGCAACAACCGUACGCUCUGAGGUACCACGAGUUAUUUGACACGGCAGUUCCCUUUAUGAGAACACAGCUUGAGGCUGAAAACGCCAAGGCGACCGGCAUAUCGAGCCAGAGGAGCGGCGAAGGGAUUGAGAUGGUGUGCAGCAUCCUCCAGUUCCUGGAUGCGUCUCCCGCUCGCCUACUGGAUGACCUGUCCGCAGACGGAUCCGACAGCGGCUUCUUCAAAUCAUUCCUACUUUGUGUCCUGUCCGAGGAGCCAUCUGUACGGAGGCUUGCGACCGGUGUCGCAGAUCGACUCUUCAAGGGCCACCUCGAGGCGUAUCGCAAGUUCGACACCGGUCGCCACUUUGGAACAAAAGAGCUCCGAGGCGAACUUUGGAGUCGGAGCUCCAAGGUUUUGCUCAAUUUGUGCGAGUCAAUCACAUUCCAGAAGGAUGAGCAGGGCCUGCUCGAGCUUCAAGAAUAUCUGGAAGCACGCCUUCUCCUGCUCAAGCACGUUCCGGAAUUGGCUGAGGUUCCCGCAGACGCGUCGGAUGUUGUCAGCGCCUCGUCAAAGCUCGAGACCACCCUCCUCAUUUCCCUCUGCUCUGCCAGUAUUACGACUUGCCAGCUCGUCACCUCCUGCAUUGGGUUGUUCCUUCAAGAGUGCACAAUCGUCGAUAAGCAUGCAGCAUCGGCCAAAUCGUCUGCCUCCGUCCUCCGAAAUGGCGAGGUCUUUAGCGAGAUCUCGUCACGCGCAUUCCGGUUCACUGGACUUGUUGCGUUUCAAAAGAGAGUUCGGGGCUUGUUACGUCGCAUGGUGUUUCCGACAACUGGAAUUCUGAAUGCCUGGGAGACCGCCUUUGACCGUUGGAUUCACCUCGCGAAGGAUGUAUCGACGUCAGCUAUUGAGGCCGUGGACGAAAAGGCUUUGGCCGAAUGGCGCAACUACUCAGGUUUCCUGGCAUCUCUCGGUGGUAUCUGCACAGCCGACCAAGCCAUCAUCCUGGAAGAACCUGCUCUUGGCGGUCUAAGGUGGAUUGAUCGUGUGUCCUCGGAGCACUACGAAGAGCCUCUUCUCACACGAUAUCUGAGGUUGAGUAUCCAACUCCUGGCUUGUGCCAAUGUGAGAGUGCGCGAGGCAAUGCGUGACGUGCUCGCAAGCGAGGUAUCUCCCGCCCUCUACCAUCCCCUGUUCAGAGCCUUGGAGUCCGAGCUGGAGGUCCUAUUCACUGGCGCCCUCGCUCCUGUUGACAAAGCUCAAGACAGUGAGGUAGUGUUUGCUGAGCAAGCUGCAUCUCUGUUGCGGGCUUUGGUGGAGCGACUUGAGAGUCCCUCGGACUUGGGAGCCGCUUCCUCAGUUCACCUGGGCGCCCUCACGCUGAACUUUGCAAAGUUCCUGGAUGGCGUUUCUGAUACGCCAAACACCCUGAGGGUCAAGAUCCGUGUCUGUCACUUGUGCGAGGUCGUCACAAAGCGAAAGGAACACCUGAAUCUGCGAGAUGACGUUCGGAUACGAAACCAGCUACUCGAAUACAUCUUUGGUUGGAUAGCGCGCCCUCGCUCACCACAGCAUGGGCCUGGCUCUAGACAAGAUGACAUGGCCCGGGUUCAAAAGGACCUAGACAAGGCAUGCCUCAAGUCGCUGGCCGACUUGACGUUCCGACUGCCAUUGCAGCCAUCUGACAGCCAUACUGAUGCCGGGAUGAGUGAGAUGAAGUCCCAGAUGUUCCACACAUAUUUCAAUCGCUUCCUUUCCUUGUUGAAUCACGAGCCAUCCGAACUCACCAGAUCUGACACUGGCAUGAGCGUCGCGGUUCGCGAAGAGGCCGCAUCCAACUCCGAGUUGGCUAUCACAAUUCUCUCGAAUCUGCUUAGUGCCAACAUCGAUGUCGGAUUGAAGCAUUCCCUGAACAUUGGCUAUCACGACAAUGUUGAGAUCCGCACAGCAUUCGUGAAAGUUCUCUACAACAUUCUCAUCCAGGGCACUGAAUUUAGCAACCUGACGGACUCUGCAGUGAGCGAAAAGUAUGAAGAGCUUCUCGAGUUGUUGACAAGUGACAUGUCACUUGCUAUCUCUAUGGCCGUCGCUUGUCCGAGCACUGAUGUUGACGAGCUCUCAAUCUGCCUGCUGACCGUGUUCGAGCAACGGGGGCUUAUCUUUGAGUUGCUUGAGGCCCUCAUCAAGCAAGAAAUCGAGGACACUGAAAAUGAGGCCGAAAUCCUGCGACGAGGUUGCGUAGCAACUAAAAUGCUUUCUGUCUACGCCAAAUGGAAGGGAGCUUCCUACAUUCGAGCCACCCUCCAAAAGGUUUUGGAGCGUCUCAUGCUCACCUCAAAGGACCUUGAUCUAGAACUAGACCCGGCAAGAGUGAGCACGACAGACGAACUGCAGAAGAACGCCUUGCAGCUGCGAAUUGUAGCCAAAGUCUUCAUCGAUGACAUCUGUGCUUCAUCGUCAAACAUCCCACCAGCAUUCCGAAAGAUUUGCCAUAUUAUAUCCAACGCUGUUGUUCCGAGGUUCCCCGACGCCAAGUAUACCGCCGUUGGUGCUUUCAUCUUCCUCCGUUUCUUUUGCCCUGCCAUCGUUGCCCCGGAGGCCGAGGGCCUUGUAUCCACUGCACCUUCAAAGGAGAUGCGACGUGGACUGCUCCUUAUUGCCAAGGUUAUUCAAAACCUCGCCAACAAUGUUCUCUUUGGAGCCAAAGAGCCAUAUAUGUUUCCCCUUAACGACUUCUUGACUCAAAACAUCUACCACGUCACGACCUUUCUCCGGGAAAUCUCGGUGCCUCCUCACCAAUUGGAGGUCCAAGGCAGCACAGAGUCCUUUGAUUUCGGAUCCUGUGUGGCACUUCAUCGGUUUCUCUACGACCACUGGGAUCAUGUUCGGCAGACACUUCUUGCGCGGGAACGGAAGGAGUUCGUGAGGGCAUCAGGAGACGUUGCUCGGGGCCGCUCCCCAGUCUUGGAGCCGCUGAGAAAUCUCAUUGCAAAUCUUGGGCCACCGCCUCUGGCUGUUUCGUGGAACAGACCCCAAGUUUCCUCGAACAGCCCGCCGCUGUACUCACGGUUUCAGAACUUCAUGCUUCGAAACGCCUUUCGAAGUACUGAGUCCUUCCUCACGGCCAGGGCUGUGUAUGACGGAGGCGAGAGCAAAGACGGUUUGUCCAUUAUCUGCAUCAUCCUUCGUCACAUCGAAACCGAGAGUAUCGACUAUGACACCCUGCUUUACUGUUACCUCAAGAUCGCCAGUAGGUUAUGGCAUCGCCCGUUCGGCCUUCUCAUUGACGCAACGUGCUACAAUGGCCGAAACGAACCCCAAGAUGACUUGUUCAAGAAACUGGAGCUUCUCACGCCUACAGAGCUUUCGCAGAACUUGACCCGAAUUUACGUCUACAACAUGAAUAGUGCAUUCAAACGGUGCUUCCGGCGGCUGCUGAGAGUGUGCACCAAAAACGAGAAUGGUGUUUUCAAUCCGAAGAACGUCGAAUAUCACUUGAUUGGCAGUCUUCAAGACCUGCAAGCACACUUCCAUCUCAGCCAGCUCCACCUACCGAAAGAGACGAUCAGCGUUGUUACGGAUACGCGCUACGUGUUCCAACCCAUCACUCGCCUGUCCAAGUCAAAGGGCAAGAUCGAAGUUAUCAUCAAAGUCGGAAGUCAAUUUGUGCAAGUCACAACGACCAAGAAGCAAGAGAUCUUUGCUGGGUUCCGCUUAGGCACCACUGUCAAUGAUAUUUUCCGCCUUGGCGAGGUUGACGAGGCCCCGACAUCAAUCCAGACUGAAGACGAUUCUGCGUUCGGACUGCGAGCAGACAACGGAAAGAUCGUGAUGUACUUCACGAGCCCUAAAAAGGCAGAUGUUCUGCAGACUAUCCGGGGCGCCAAGGCAAAGUAUGGAAAAGACAACAGGACACACAAGUCGGUUGAACGCCUCAUCCGACCACAGGAUGUACCAGGAACACUCCUGAAUCUCUCGCUUGCCAAUUUGUCAAGCCACGAUCACAUCUUGAGGUUGUCAUCAUACAACUUGCUUGGUGCGCUCUGCAGGGCCUUCAAGUUCAGCUCUUCUUCCAGGAUAGUUUGCACCAAAGAUGUCUCUGUUCCCCUUGACCCGACUCGCUUUGUUGUAGAUAUCAGCAAGGAAUUAGCACUAACUGAACCCCAACUGACGUCGGAUUUCUUGACUGAAUUUUUCGUGGGCUGGGAGAGUUUCCCUGAUGAGCAAAAACCCUUGAGCCUUGCCUACAUGGCCCCUUGGCUGCCCGGCCUACGGACAAACAUACUGGCCAACGAGUUAGAUGGGGAUAAGGGAAGGGAAAAGGUCGCCAUUCUGUUCCGCAAACUGAUCGACGUCACUGUCCAAGAUCAUGCUCUCAUCUACGCGCUCGAGCAGUCUGUGUGGCCAAGGAUUACUCAAGAUGAGAUCUUACUCGAGAUAUUCCUCGAUGAACUCUUGAAGACCGCUAUGAGCUAUGGCUCGCAUGACGACCCCUUGGAAGUUAUCUCUUCUAUUGUGGUUGGUAUCGGCACGGUCACAUUGCGUGGCAAGAUCCUUUCAAGGCUUCGCAAAGCGCUGAAUCGAUCAUCGCUGCGACCGACGAAGUAUCUCCCGGACAACGCAGUCUGGGCCGAGAUCUGCAUCCUGCUGCGGUUUUGCUUGGCCCUGUCAUUCGACAAUGGUGUGCAGUCCCAGCUCUUCCUGCCAGAAAUUUUCCACAUUGUGACGAUGCUCGCCAACACUGGUACCCAAGACAUUCGACUCCUUGUUUAUCGAUUGUUGGUGAACUCGGUUCAUGCGGUGUGCACAUCGUUCAACUUGGAAGACCCCAAGGCCAGCAAGCUUCGGGCAUGCCUGGAUUUCCUCUGCGACCCUCGCAGUGACAUCUUCACAGCCCCUCCGGCUUGGCCCCGCGAUGGUGCGUCGGUUUCCACAUCCCAGGAAGCCGGCCCGGCACUUUCAGCAACCGAGAACCUUGCGUCAGCCCUGUUUGAAAUCUGCUCUGUCGCUGCACCCACUGUGGACUUGGCAAAUACUUGGCGGUCAAGGUGGAUGAGUCUUGUGGCAAGUACGGCAUUCCAGAACAAUCCUGCCAUCCAGCCUCGGGCCUUUGCUGUGAUGGGUUGCUUGGCUCGAGAAGAGGUGGACGAUGAUCUACUUUACCAAGUUCUUGUGGCUCUACGCAACAGCAUCAGCCGGUUUGGCGAGGACCACAACAGCGAAAUGCUGGUCUCCAUUGUGACCUCCUUGUCGAAAAUGAUGGCGAAGCUUCCAUCUGCUUCACGCUACGGCCUGCAACUCUUUUGGUUGGCCAUGUCGCUCGUGCGGCUUGUGCCUGCAACCCUGUUCAACUGUACUGCCCAGUUCCUUGAGGCGGUCCUCGCGAACAUUAGCACUGGAGAAGAUUUUCGUGGCAGCAACAUGGCACCCCUCCUACUGCAAGGACGAAAUCCGCUUGAUGAGGCGGCCUUGCCACUUGAAGAGGUGUAUGGCAUUCACUUCGACCUGGAGAACUUCCACUUUGCUGUUUGUGCUUGCCUGGCGAGGGGCCUCACUGAUACGAUGACGCGUCAAACAACGAUGCGCGUUCUUUCAUCCUUCUUGGAGAUGACAUCCGCAGGUGAUGAUGACGAGGAAGAUACUGCAGAACUUGCGCAGGAAUCUCCAUACCUCAACCUCUUGUUGGCGCGUGCCGUGGGACACGAGGAACUGAAGGAUAGCAUGUGGGCUGCCGGUAUCAACGCUGAUGAGAUUGGUCGAACAGUGGGCUCGCGCGGCCUGCAUGACAUUGGCACCAUGCCUGAUGACAAGCUGUUACUCAUCACAGCCAUCGAGCUUGUCGACUUUCAGUACCUAGAAGACACUGUUCAGUCAAGAAGUCUCAGCUGGCUCAAUGAGCUGGCCACUGCCCGGCCUGGUGUGAUUGUGAACCUGUGCGGAGCUAUAAGGUCCUUGCUAGACGACACUUUGCUGCAUAGCCAGAACUCAACAACCCUUGGAAAUGCGCACACUUUGCUACGAACCCUCUCGUCCAACCCAAAGUUCUCACGGGCCUCUCGCACAAUGUCAGUUCUGACCGAGACAUUGGACAAAAUGGGCUUUGGCGGCUUGUGGCGAUCUUGUUCGCUUGGGUCAAUGGAAGAGAUCAAUCGUGAUUAUCUUGACUUAACCGAAAAGCUUAUAGAGUUGAUCAUUAUCUAG
This is a messenger RNA of Fusarium keratoplasticum, 7620 nucleotides long. RefSeq names its product Ras-GAP domain-containing protein. The record is from RefSeq and is a predicted model, not a curated record. The coding region runs from base 1 to 7620 and encodes 2539 amino acids. The transcript has 11 exons. Lineage: Eukaryota; Fungi; Ascomycota; Sordariomycetes; Hypocreales; Nectriaceae. Gene Ontology annotation, biological process: regulation of GTPase activity.